AGGCCUUUGUUCCACUGGGAAAUAGGUAUAAAGUUCAACCAGGCUGUAAAAAUCAGGCAGCUAUGGAUGCAAGGUGGUGCUGAGAGCAGUGAGGCAUGGCUGUAGCCCUACAAGUCUUGCCCUGUCUGGUCCGAGCCCCCUCACGUCCACUCCUCUGGGGGGCCCCAGUGGCCCGGAUGGCUAGUGGCAUGGCUUUGGCAGAGCAGGCACGACAGCUAUUUGAGAGUGCUGUGAGUGCAGUGCAGCCGGGCCCGAUGCUGCAAAGGGCACUGUCCUUGGAUCCUGGUGGUGGACAGCUGAAGGUACGGGACCGGAGCUUUCAGCUGCGGCAAAACCUGUACCUAGUGGGCUUCGGCAAGGCUGUAUUGGGCAUGGCAGCUGCAGCUGAGGAGCUUCUGGGCCAGCAUCUCGUGCAGGGUGUGAUCAGCGUUCCCAAGGGCAUCCGUGCUGCCAUGGAGCAAGCCGGCAAGCAGGAGAUGUUGCUGAAGCCACACAGCCGUGUCCAGGUGUUUGAAGGUGCAGAGGACAACUUGCCGGAUCGUGAUGCACUCCGGGCUGCGCUGGUCAUCCGGCAGCUGGCUGAGGGGCUCACAGCUGAUGACCUGCUGCUUGUGCUCAUCUCAGGUGGGGGCUCAGCCCUGCUGCCUGCUCCCAUCCCACCUGUCACACUGGAGGAGAAACAGAUGCUCACCAAGCUGCUGGCGGCUCGUGGAGCUACCAUCCAGGAGCUGAACACCAUCCGGAAGGCCCUGUCCCAGCUCAAGGGUGGAGGACUGGCUCAGGCUGCCUACCCUGCUCAGGUGGUGAGCCUGAUCCUGUCAGAUGUGGUUGGGGAUCCUGUGGAGGUGAUUGCCAGUGGCCCUACUGUGGCCAGUGCCCAUAGUGUGCAAGACUGCCUGCAUAUCGUUGAUCGCUAUGGUCUUCGCGCUGCCCUACCACGUUCUGUGAAGACUGUACUCUCUCGGGCUGACUCUGACCCUCAUAGUCCCCACACCUGUGGUCAUGUUCUCAAUGUAAUCAUUGGCUCUAAUGUGCUCGCUCUGGCUGAGGCUCAGAGGCAGGCAGAGGUACUGGGUUACCGGGCUGUGGUGCUGAGCACAGCCAUGCAGGGUGAUGUGAAAAGUGUGGCCCAGUUCUACGGGCUGCUAGCCCAAGUGGCUGGAGCCCGCCUUACUCCAUCCAUGGCUGGGGCUUCUGUGGAGGAGGAGGCCAAACUUUAUGAGCUGGUAGCCGAGCUGCAGGUCCCAGACCUGCAGCUGGAGGAAGCUCUGGAGGCUGUGGCAGAGGCGAGUGGCCCAGUCUGCCUGCUGGCUGGUGGUGAGCCCACAGUGCAGGUGAAGGGCUCAGGCAAGGGUGGUCGGAACCAGGAACUGGCCUUUCGUGUUGGAGUGGAGCUGGGAAGACGACCACUGGGGCCUAUGGAUGUGCUGUUUUUGAGUGGUGGCACUGAUGGGCAAGAUGGGCCCACAAAGGCUGCUGGUGCUUGGGUCAUGCCUGAGCUUGCCAGCCAGGCUGCUGCUCAGGGUCUGGACAUGGCCACCUUCUUAGCCCAAAAUGACUCGCACACCUUCUUCUGCUGCCUCCAGGGUGGAACACACCUGCUGUACACAGGGAUGACAGGUACCAACGUCAUGGAUGCCCACCUUCUGUUUCUGCGGCCUCAGUGAUGGCAUACGUCACAUUUUUGAGAGACCAGGAGAGGCCUAUAAGGGCAGGGU
Messenger RNA from Castor canadensis (American beaver), 1718 nucleotides. It is a transcript of the gene Glyctk, whose product is annotated as glycerate kinase. Gene Ontology annotation, cellular component: cytoplasm. Gene Ontology annotation, biological process: protein phosphorylation. The record is from RefSeq and is a predicted model, not a curated record. Lineage: Eukaryota; Metazoa; Chordata; Mammalia; Rodentia; Castoridae. Gene Ontology annotation, molecular function: glycerate kinase activity.